UUCAUUUGAACGGUCGACGAGGCGUGUUGUGCUAGAAAAAAUACCUCAUAUAAAUAGCAGAACAGCCCCCAAACAGGCCAAACAUUUCAAACAAAAAUACAAUACAAAACUCUCUGGAACUCAAGUUCUUCAACUCAACAUCGCCCAAAACAAAAACAUCUCAUACCAAAGAAAAUUAAAAACAAAAACUCACAAUAUAAAUAUAUAGAUUAACUCUUUUUUUGAUUGUGCUUCUAAGUGUUGUGCUAAAACUAUAUUAACUUGUAUAAAUAUUCAAAGAUAUUCAAAAGUAUUUAACUUAUAUUUUCAAAAUAUCCACCUAAAUGCUAAGAAAACAAACUCAUAACUAACGGAAAGUUAAAAGGACAAAAAACAUAACAGACAGUUUUAAGACCAAGUACAUUUCGAAUUUGUCGUGCUUUUUGAAUCCUAACUGUUGACGCGUAAAACGCACAAAAAUGUGCACGAAAUUCUCACUAGACUCGAACGACUGAAAAGUGCGUUCCAUUGAAAAUAAAAACAAAAACUGAAUGCGAACCGCGCGAAACUUUUGAUUAAUUAAAAGUAAAACAAAAAGCCGAGAGCCAACCAAGAACUGGCUUCUGGCGAACAACAACAAAAACCCACAACGAGAGUCCUGAAACUCGCCCACAAGUAACUUCUCCUCCAGGAAGCAGCUAAACAAACCACAAAAAAAAAGGACAACAAAAAAAGAAUACAGAAUUGAGAAAAAAUUCAACUUUGACCGAACACCGAACAUCGAAAUGGAAUUGGCCAUCAGAAUUGUCAAUUCGCAGUUCGCUCGCUACAAAAACAACUACAACAGCAAUAACAGCAAAAUUCACACCAGCAAUAGCAAAGAUCGAAUCAUCGACAACAACGACGAGAACAACAAUCCCAACAAUCUCAACAGUGACAACAAUUUAACAACGAUAAGAGCAGCAGUAGAGAAAACUGCAACCACCACCGGCAACAACCAAUCGACAUCAGCAGCAGCAACAACAGUAGCUGCAACUUGCGACAAAUUUGUAUUGACAACAACAACCAAGCGAAAUGCAGCAGCAGCAGCAACAGCCGUCCAUCGACCAGCUGAGCGAGCCCAUAGCUUCGACCAGCAGCGCGGCAGCAAUUAGGCAGGCAGCAGCAGCAGCAGCAGCAACAUCGACACCGACAACAUCGUCAACAAGCAACAACUUCCACCAGCAACUGCAAGCAACAACGGCAGCAACCAUGCAACGUCUGCGUACCACAUUCACGCGAUCGCGCACUCCGACCGGUGCCGAAAUGAAGAUGCAGAACAGUUUGGAGGUGCCCAAGCAGGUGCGCUCAGCCUCCUUCGACGAGAUGCAAUUGGAGUCGCAGCGCGCCUCCUCCAGCCUGCUCAAGCAGCAGUCCUCAUCCUCGGCCUCGGCGGACGAACGCUCCUCGGAGGCUGGCUUCCUGCAGGUCCCCUUGGCGGCCCAUCAGCAGCGAUCCCAUAGCUUCGAUUCGGCGGCCACGGCCUCGGGGGGCAGCGAUGAUUCUGGGACCUUUCUGGAGGUUCCGCGCCGCCUGAAGGCUCGCCGCACUUCGUCCACCAAGACACCGCCGCCGUGCAUCCAUUGUCACUAUCUGGAGGAGUACGAGCGCCUGAUGACGGCCGACCAGCGCUACUUUAUCGAUCAUCGCGAGCUGACGGCCCUCAGCUACAGCAACACCAGCUCGGAGAACAGCGAGGAUGAGGACGAUGGAGAGGAUGACGACGAGGCCAGCAGCACGGCCAUUGAGGAUGCCGAGGAGGAGACCACUGAGGCGGCUACCGAGGAGGCGGACGAAGAUCCCCGCACCGAGGUGGAGUCCGAGCACGAUCACGAUCCGGAUGACGAUGCCGCCAUGGAGAUGGACAUACGCAUUGGCAAUAUGAGCAGCCAGGGCAGCAGCAUCGAGGAGUCGCGUGCCCGCCUGCCGCGUCAAAUGAGACGCCACACCAUCGGCAGCAGUUCCCUUGCCUCGGCGACCUCCGAGGACGAGGGUCUCGAGGGAUCGGACAAUGGAUCGCCGCACUUUGGGAAUACCCUGCAGCCACCGGCCACGCCGUGCGGCAUAACCUUUACGCUGAGCCCGACCAACGGAGACUAUCCAUCGCCGCCGCAUCUCCCCUUGGAUCCUGGAUCGCCGCCCAUGUCGCCGUGCUCCUCGAACUCGAUUUCCGGUCGCUUGCCCGCGGAUGCCGACGAUGCCGGGGCGGCCAUGGGUCUGCCGGUGCGGGCCAGACGUCGAUCGAUCUCGCGACAGGAGGCCAUAUUCGUGGAGCCCACCGGGAACUCGCUGGAGAAUGUGUCGCACGAGGAGGUGGACAACCACAGCAGCAACAAUAACACCAAGUCAUCGGUGGAUACCGCAGAUUCCCUCGAGGAGGCCUCGACCAUGGCCACCUGUGGAUCACCGGGAGCGGUUGGUGGGUUGGGCCCUUCGACAUCCUCGGGCGCUGUUGGUGGUCAUCACAAUGCUUUUGUGGUGCGGGAUAUUUACCUAAUGGUUCCCGAUUUGAAGCGAGAUCGGGCCGCCUCCGUCGAUUCUUGCUUCUCCAAGCUGUCGUCGGGCGCCAAAACGGAGGAGCUGCAACCAAGUGCCGAUGGCUGCUUCCUCACCGUGCCGAAUAUCAAUGCCACACGAUCGCGAUCCGUGGACAUCGUGCUGCCCACCGACGAGCAGGCCAGGUACAAGGCCUUGUCCAUGACCGGAUCCACCGUCACCUACGCCGAUGGGCGUACCGCUUCGGCCAGCAAUUCCCGGCGACCCAUUCGCAUUGUGCCCGACUGGACGGAGAAUGCAGUGCAGGGCGAGCACUACUGGAAGCCCACCUCGGCCUCCGGCGAUCUUUGCUGCCUGAACGAGGAGUGCAUUAAAAGCGGUCAGCGGAUGAAGUGCUCCGCCUGCCAGCUGGUCGCGCACCACAACUGCAUUCCGUUUGUGAACGAGAAGAGCACGCUGGCCUGCAAGCCGACCUACCGGGAUGUGGGCAUCCGGCAGUACCGGGAGCAGACAACCACCCACCACCAUUGGGUGCACCGCAAGCUGGAGAAGGGCAAGUGCAAGCAGUGCGGCAAGUUCUUUCCUAUGAAGCAGGCGGUGCAAAGCAAGCUAUUUGGGUCGAAGGAAAUUGUGGCGUUGGCCUGUGCGUGGUGCCAUGAGAUCUACCACAACAAGGAGGCCUGCUUUAACCAGUCCAAAAUCGGCGAGGAGUGUCGUCUGGGCAACUAUGCGCCCAUCAUUGUGCCGCCUUCGUGGAUUGUGAAGCUGCCGAGCAAGGGCAACUUCAAGUCCUCGAUACGCGUGAGCAACAAGAACAAUGCCGCCUCGGGAUCAGGAGGCGGGGCGAGUGGCUCGGGGGGCGGAGGAGGUGGCGGUGGGGGAAAGAGCAAGAAGCAGACGCAGCGACGGCAGAAGGGCAAGGAGGAAAAGAAGGAGCCGCGGGCGUUCAUUGUGAAGCCCAUUCCGUCGCCGGAGGUAAUCCCGGUCAUUGUGUUUAUUAAUCCAAAGUCGGGCGGCAAUCAGGGCCACAAGCUGCUGGGCAAGUUCCAGCACCUGCUCAAUCCGCGCCAGGUGUUCGAUCUUACACAGGGUGGUCCCAAAAUGGGCCUUGAUAUGUUCCGCAAGGCGCCCAAUUUGAGGGUCCUGGCGUGCGGAGGCGACGGCACCGUCGGCUGGGUCCUUUCCGUCCUGGACCAGAUCCAACCGCCGCUCCAACCAGUUCCGGCCGUCGGUGUCCUUCCCUUGGGCACCGGCAAUGAUCUCGCUCGCGCCCUCGGAUGGGGAGGGGGCUACACGGACGAACCGAUUGGGAAGAUAUUGCGCGAGAUCGGGAUGUCGCAGUGCGUGCUAAUGGACCGCUGGCGGGUGAAGGUCACGCCCAACGAUGACGUCACCGAUGACCAUGUCGACCGCAGCAAAGCCAACGUUCCCCUGAACGUCAUCAACAACUACUUCUCGUUCGGCGUGGACGCGCACAUCGCCCUGGAAUUCCACGAGGCCCGGGAGGCCCAUCCGGAGCGCUUCAAUUCGCGGCUGCGCAACAAGAUGUACUACGGCCAGAUGGGCGGCAAGGAUCUGAUCCUGCGCCAAUAUCGCAACCUCUCGCAGUGGGUGACGCUUGAGUGCGAUGGCCAGGACUUUACCGGAAAACUCCGCGACGCCGGCUGCCAUGCCGUGCUAUUCCUCAACAUUCCCAGCUAUGGCGGUGGCACCCACCCGUGGAACGACUCCUUUGGCGCCUCGAAGCCCUCGAUUGACGACGGCCUGAUGGAGGUGGUGGGUUUGACCACCUACCAGCUGCCUAUGCUGCAGGCGGGCAUGCACGGCACCUGCAUUUGCCAGUGCCGAAAGGCCCGGAUCAUCACCAAGCGGACCAUUCCGAUGCAGGUGGACGGGGAGGCCUGCCGCGUAAAGCCCUCGGUGAUCGAGAUCGAGCUGCUGAACAAGGCGCUGAUGCUGUCCAAAAGGAAGCACGGCCGCGGCGAUGUCCAGGUAAAUCCCCUGGAGAAAAUGCAGCUGAACAUCUUGCGCGUCACCAUGCAACAGUACGAGCAGUACCACUAUGACAAGGAGAUGCUACGCAAAUUGGCCAACAAACUGGGCCAAAUCGAAAUCGAAUCUCAGUGCGAUUUGGAGCAUGUGCGCAAUAUGCUCAAUACCAAGUUCGAGGAAUCCAUCUCGUAUCCGAAGGUCUCCCAGGAUUGGUGCUUUAUCGACUCCUGCACCGCGGAGCACUACUUCCGCAUCGAUCGUGCCCAGGAGCACCUGCACUACAUCUGCGACAUCGCCAUCGACGAGCUGUACAUCCUGGACCACGAGGCGGCCACCAUGCCGCAGACUCCGGACCAGGAGCGCUCCUUCGCGGCCUUCUCGCAGCGGCAGGCGCAGACGGAGCGGCGCCAACUGGAUCAGGCCCAGGGUCGCGGACCCGGCAGCACCGAUGAGGAUUUGCAAAUUGGCUCCAAGCCCAUUAAAGUGAUGAAGUGGAAGAGCCCUAUACUGGAGCAAACUUCCGAUGCCAUACUACUAGCAGCCCAGAGCGGCGAUCUCAAUAUGUUACGUGCACUACAUGAACAAGGAUACUCACUACAGUCAGUGAACAAAAACGGACAGACGGCGUUGCACUUCGCCUGCAAAUACAACCACAGGGACAUUGUCAAAUAUAUCAUCGCGAGCGCCACACGACGCCUCAUCAACAUGGCCGACAAGGAGCUUGGACAGACGGCGCUCCACAUUGCCGCCGAGCAGAACCGUCGCGACAUCUGCGUGAUGCUGGUGGCCGCAGGCGCCCAUCUGGACACCAUGGACUCCGGCGGAAACACGCCCAUGAUGGUGGCCUUCAACAAGAACGCCAACGAGAUAGCCACCUAUUUGGAAAGUAAGCAGGGGACGCAGCCCGUCGAUGGCUGGCUCGACGACUAAGUAGCAGGUCCCCCCUCCAAGUAGAGCAAUCGCUAGACAAGCUUACGCCGUGGGGCUAACUCACGACAUCCAGACAACAAACAAAAACAAACCAGACAAAGCAAAAUUAAACCAAAAAAAGAAAAGAAAAAAUGAUUAUCACAAUACCAGAACAUCAGUAAAACAGUAAUCCAAAACAAGAAUGUACUUUUAACACUGCAUAAAUAUUUCUCCUUUCUAUGCCAACAAAACAACAACCAACAACCAAAAUGGACAAUGUCUUGUAAAUAACUCAACUUACCUAAUCGAAUCAAACGAAAUCCAAAAAAAAAAUGGAACUCAAAUCAAAUCAACAUUCCGAAAAAAAACAAAAAACAACUCACAUUGGGGUUCCGUUUCCGAUUUUGCACAGGUCAAGAGCGCUUUUUGCAUCUGGAGGUGCAGACCCGAGUCUAAAAGCAAAAGAGGAGCAUUCGGCGGAAGCAUUCACCCCACGACACCCUACAUACAUACAUAGAUAACUAAUAAUAAUAAUAAUGAUAAUCGCUUUUUUUUGGCAACUUUUUUUUUGUGUUAGCAUGUACGAGAGAAAUCUAAUUUAAGCUAAGCAAAAAAAAACACAUACACAGAAGAACACUCAAAACAACAUUUAGCGACUAAGAAUGGACAAUGGUAUGGAUUAACUUAAUUUAUUGUAAGGAAAAGUUAGGCAGACGAAAGGCAACAUUUGUCCAAAAUUUAAUUCAAUUUUCAAUUACGAACAAAAAACUAAAAACUAUUUUUAAAAGAAGGAAAUUCGAAAUUUAUUUGUUUCUCUUACCGAUUGAUUAACGAUUAAUGAUUAUAUUGUGAUAUCUAAAUUAAUUAAUGUAUUGGACUAGAGAACGAAAACGAGAAAGAGAACGAGAGCAAAUAGAAAUUGAUAUUAGCGAGGCAAAAAAGUUGAAAGAACAAAAAAAAACAACAAAAAACACACUGAUCCACACUAAGCAAAAAUAUAUAGCCUAUAUAUUUAAUUAAUUAUAUAUUUAAUUAUACCAUAUAUUGUACUUCUUUUGGAAUUCAAACUAGGCUAAGUGAGAACUUGAAUACUCUUCUUCGGCAGAGCAGCAGCACGAUUAGAAGAGAGACGCACUAGACCCUAAGCGGCUAUGGCUCUCUCGCUCAGCCACAGACACACACACACACACCACACAAACACACACACACAGUCCCGAUGCACAGACUAGGAUGCACAACCCCCACUAGAUAUACCACCCACUCUUCACCCACUUCACCCCAGAGAAACAACUAAACCCUCAGCGUUUCAAACCGAAAGACUUCCCUCAAAAACGAGGUCACCUGCCCCAAAAAAAAAGAAGAAAAAGAAAAACAACUAGACGUUAGGCGGGGCAGGCAGCCACACGAAGACUAUCCUAACUAUCCUAUAUACUAUAUAUACUAUAUUCCGUAUUCUUUAACUGAAAAACCCUCGUAACACAAUGGAACAAUGAAUACGAAACACACACUCUUAAUAUAGAAAGCAUGCAUAUUUUAUCGAAUAAAAAAAGUAAAAACUAUGGAAUACCAAAAUAUUAUAUAGCCGUUAAUCAAACCAUAUAUGUAUGCUAUGUACAGUAGAGGGCUAUUUUUAUUUUAUUCCUAUGUUUUUUGCUUAGAAUCCAAAUUCCGUAAUAUUUAUAUCUCGAGUCAAUUACGUUUACCGCGAUUCCCCAGAUUCCCAUUUUUGCGGCUUAGCUAACAUUUACGAUUAUAACGAUAGCGAAUAGCGAUAGCGAUAAGUAUCACUAUCGAUUGAUAAGGCACCCGAGAGCGAUUAAGUAUCGAUCACCUUUACGAGAGUCUUGGCCGAAUGCAGCCCUGUCCCCCCGUCCAAGCGCAAUCGGCUUAGUUCCUGGAAAACCAUGGCUCUGGCUUUCGGAAUUGGAUUACCGGCUUGCGUUUGGACGACCCCCUUUGGGGGGCCAUCGCCAGCAUUACCGCCCAUCCCGCCCUGUGAGCCACUUCCGGUCUACGUCCGGAGGUGCGCUUCCGGCGCGGGUAAUCAUGUUUUGGAUUGCACGCGACAAAAACAAAAAAAAAAACGAAAAGAAAAAAUAUAUAC
Messenger RNA from Drosophila takahashii, 7519 nucleotides. It is a transcript of the gene rdgA, whose product is annotated as retinal degeneration A. The record is from RefSeq and is a predicted model, not a curated record. NCBI's taxonomy places the organism in Eukaryota, Metazoa, Arthropoda, Insecta, Diptera, Drosophilidae. Gene Ontology annotation, biological process: lipid phosphorylation; intracellular signal transduction; diacylglycerol metabolic process. Gene Ontology annotation, molecular function: protein binding; ATP-dependent diacylglycerol kinase activity.